Momordica charantia (bitter melon) is the source of this 4074-nucleotide messenger RNA. The record is from RefSeq and is a predicted model, not a curated record. Lineage: Eukaryota; Viridiplantae; Streptophyta; Magnoliopsida; Cucurbitales; Cucurbitaceae.
CGUAUUUUCUCUCCUUCAUUGGUUGUUCUUCCUCUCUCUCUCUCUGGUUUCUGACCUUUCUCUUUCCCCAAGAAAACGAGCCAAAAAAAAGGUGUUGAUCUGAACUCUGUAAACAAGUAUUAAUUUUCUGUCCAAUCCACGAGCUCGAGCUGCUUCACAAGCUCACUCCACCUUUAAUUUUGCCCAACUACGCGACAUUCUUCCUUUUUCUCCUCAACUUCUUGCAUAUUUUCUCCGCUUUUCUGCGAUUUCUUUUUGGUAAUUUCUUGUUACUGGGCCUCUGUUCUGGUCUGUUUGCAUGACCAAAUCACCAGGUCCUUUGACUUGUUGCUUUCUCUCCACAAUCGGAUUCGGCGCCACCAUUGAUACCCUAGGCCUCAUCUGCAACCUAAUCGAGGAAUCUAUGUGUGGUAGCAAGAUUAGAAGCUUGAGUUCUGGCGCUUCUGGUGGCUGCAUUUUGGUGCGAGAGGAUAAAUGCUUGUCGCUGGGGAUCUAGGGUUUCAGAGCCUGGUCCUAGCGGCGUGCCUGGUUUUCCCCAUUAUUGCUCUCCUCCUUCGACACAAAUGGCGGCUUGGUAUGGCCAGGAAGGAAGAGAUCAAACGCCUCUUGGUCUUCGCGUCGGAGGAAGCUGCUAGGGUCGAAAUUGAGGCUUCGUUUGUGUAUACUGCUGCGCCGAUUCCUCUGAAUCAUCACUGCGCCGUUUGUUUCAGUCCCACCACGACCCGUUGCGCUCGGUGUAAAGCAGUUCGAUACUGUUCUGGUAAAUGUCAAAUUAUUCACUGGCGACAAGGACACAAAGAAGAAUGCCACCCACCCAAAACUUCUGAUUGGACUUCAGAGGAGGAAAAUGAUUCUGAGCACAAGUUAGCAGACCAACACCACUGUGGAAGUUAUGAAGAAAAUUUUGAUACUGACAGUGGGCAACAUGUAGAACCAGAUAAGACCUUAAACGAUGGACUUGCAUCACCCAACUAUGGUUUCUCUGGUGGUAGUCCUCCAAGUGGGAAGGAUGUUAGCAUGGAGUUGCAUGCCGAUGGGAAGGAGAAUUCACCUUUAGAGUUGCGUGACACCACAUUUUAUAAAUCUCACACUUCCACAUUAAGCAGUGAAUCCUCUGCUGAUGCCCCUGUAAGUGAGAGCAGUAGCCAAUCUGAUACCCCACGAUCUGAUGGAUAUUUGUCUGCUCAAGCUUCAUUUGACCAGCAUUAUGAUACAUCUGGAGUAUCGAUUGUUGAUCCCAAGCAGCCAUUAUCUCCCAGCUCUGCUCACUUGGUAAACUCUGUUGAUAGAUCUGCUAAACUGAAAAUAGAAAAUCAUCCUUCAUACAUUAGGAUUAAUCCAGAUGAUGACGCCCGUUCAAGUGCUUCCAAAGUUAAAGGCAUAGGUGGGAGUUGUGAAGGUUCAAUUAAUGAAAUCUGCUGUGCUUCUUCCGGUUUCCAAGAAAAAAAUGGAAAUUCUAUUGGGCCGAGAGGCAAUGACCAUGAAGACUCAAUCCCAUCUAGUAUCGAUGGUGCCAACAACAGAAACAUUUCAGAAAGAAAUUCCUUUCUACACUUUUCAUUCAGCUUGUCUCGAGGUACUUCUCAAUCCAAUGUACAAGUUGCUGAAGUACAUGAAAAUGUAGCAGAUGGUAAUCUUCGUACUACUUUGGGGUCAAAUAGAACCACUGGGUCUACUUUGAUAUCAGAUAUCAAUGUUGAAUCUUUAAAGGCUAGAAAUUCCCCAUCAAGUUGUGACGGGUCCCAAGAUAAAGAUAACACUGCUAAGGAGUUGUCAGAUCUUCGUGUAGUUAAUUCCACGUUAUCUUCUUCAUCUUGUACCAAUCUGUUCCCUGUUUCUAGAGCUGAAUCGAGGAGUGUUCGUGGUGAUUCAAAUACUAGUAUGUCCGUACCCUUGGAGUUGGAAAGGUCAUGCCCUGUUUCCAUUGAGCCUGGUAAUACUUCAAAUAUUUCAAAGCGUAGUGGUGGUAUUGGGUCUUUAUCUGUGGAUGAUUCCGGUGCUCAUUUGCCUUCAAUUAUUGGAGGGGAGUCAGUUCCUCCAUCUCAUUCUAGAAAAGGUACCAUACAGGUUGGUGCUGGUGUUUCCUCGCUGGAUGCGAACUUUUCUUCCAAUCCAGUUUAUGGCUUUAGACAUUUCGUUCACCAUGAGCUUAGAAGAUCUAAAUCAGAUCGCAGUUAUGCAGCUAAUGGCAGCGAGAUUGCUAGAAGAUACAGUAACAAGGGAGGCUUUCCAUAUGAGUUGUUUGUCAAUCUAUAUAAUUGGAACAAAGUGGAGCUCCGACCAUCUGGCCUUGUAAACUGCGGGAACAGCUGCUAUGCAAAUGUUGUACUCCAGUGUUUGACAUUCACGCCUCCUUUGACGGCCUAUUUUCUUCAGGGACUGCAUUCUAAAGCAUGUGCAAAGGAGAGAUGGUGUUUUACCUGUGAGUUUGAAAGUCUAAUACUCGAGGCAAGUGAAGGCAAAUCUCCACUAUCUCCUCUCAGAAUAAUUUCUCAACUGAGAAAAAUUGGAAGUCAACUUGUUAAUGGGAAAGAGGAGGAUGCACACGAGUUUUUGAGGUGUGCUAUUGACUCGAUGCAAUCUAUUUGUUUUAUGGAAGCUCAAGCAAGUCGAUCGGGCCCUGUGGAGGAAGAAACAACUCUAAUUGGUCUCACAUUUGGAGGCUACCUUCUAUCAAAGAUCAAAUGCACAAGGUGUGAGAGCAAGUCUGAACGAAUUGAAAGGAUCUUAGAUCUAACUGUUGAGAUUAGUGGGGAUAUUGAAACAAUUGAAGAGGCUCUUGAACAAUAUACAAGCACUGAGAUUCUGGACGGGGACAAUAGAUACCAAUGUGGCAGAUGCAAAUCUUAUGUAAAGGCCAAGAAAAGGCUGUCAAUAUUGGAGGCUCCAAAUAUCCUGACUAUAGCAUUAAAACGAUUCCAGUCAGGUAAAUUUGGGAAGCUCAAUAAGCCAGUUAUUUUCUCGGAAAUCCUAGAUCUGGCACCCUAUAUGAGUGGCAGGAGUGAUAAAUCACCUGUAUACAGGCUUUAUGGAGUGAUUGUUCAUUUGGACGUCAUGAAUGCUACAUUUUCCGGCCACUACGUGUGCUAUAUCAGGAAUAACCAAAACAAGUGGUUCAAGAUUGAUGACAGCACGGUAACAGCUAUGGAUUUUGAAAAUGUACUUACAAGAGGGGCAUACAUGCUCUUUUAUGCAAGCCCUUGCAGAUGCUCACCUAGGGCCCCAAGGUUGAUAAGAAGUAAAAUUAUGACUGAUUCCAAGGAUGGACGCAUUCCAUCUUGGAUCAGUAGGAGGAGUGCCUCAUUUCAAUCAAGUCCCAACUCCACGUAUCCUGAGUCCCACAACCUCCAUGUUAACAGUUCAUCAAAUGAUUCUGCCAAUAUCAGUUCGUUUUAUCGCAAAUUCCACCAGCUCCAGAAGCUUUUGGAAGAGGACUUAACGAGCGACAGUUCUUCGCUUCUCAGUAGCACUUCUGAUGAAAGUUCAUGCAGCACCAAUAGCAGCAGUGACUCUACGAGCACUGAUGACUUACCCGAUUAUAUUUAUAGUGAUUCUGGAUGUGGUUUUAAUGGUCUGCAAAAUCAUUCUGACGUAGACUCUUCUUUGCCAUCCUCGUCUUCGUCCUCUCCGCUUUUCCAUCCUGCUGAUUCAAGCCGAUGUGCACCAGUUGGUGCCAAGACAAGUGGGUGUCAAUCGGGCYGUCCCAAUCAGAGCAAUGGGUUGAGCAAUCUCUCGAGCAGGCCAGAAUCGAACGGCAGGGAGAAAACCGUGCCUUUGGAGUGUAAGGAUGGCGUUUAUUUGCAUUCUGACCCUAGCAAACAGUGUAGAAAUGUAAUGAGUAAUGGUAGUUGUAGAAGGGAGAGGUAAAAAGGUAAACAUAUUUUGAUUAUUAUGAAAAUGUAUACUGAGUUCAGAGGUGAGUAAAUAAGAGCCUUUAACUUGAGAGAGAAUGUACUUAGCAAAUGUUAGAGAGCUGAUUCUUUUUGAAAGGGUUGGCUGUUAAUAUUUUGUAACUCACUUUUGAUAUUAUUCAUUCCUGUUGUUAAUAAUAAGAUGCAUUCAUAUCCUUCUUUA